AGCCUCUACGCUGCUGUCAAGCGCCGAAGGUCACACGCGUGUUUUUGAACACAAAGAUGCUUAAGAACUGAGCAGCUGAUAAAUGCAGUAAAAAUAAGACUUUAUGCUAAUAGGAAAAUAUGCGUGCAUUGCUAACUCUUGUUUAAUGAGGACGUUUCAGACACAGACAUCUCGAAGGUGUGUUUUCUUCUCAGUCAGCCUUACUUAAAAGCAUCACAUCUUCACAUACUUUCCGCUAUGCUUAGGUGUAUAGUUAGACUUCAGAGUCAGGUUGGGAAUGCUUUUUCUCUCAGUAAGGUGUGUCUGAGAAAUCAGCACUACGAAUGUGUUGCGAGAUACUCCGCAGCCACAGCAGAGAGGAAGAGAUUUUAUCAAGAUGUCAGCAUAUCUCAAAGUGAAGGUGGUUUAUAUGAGAUAAACCUCGACCAAAGGAAGCUGAAAACUCCAGGAGGGAAGCUGUUCACGGUGCCAAAUGAAGCCUUGGCCAUCGCUGUUGCAACUGAGUGGGAUGCUCAAAGGGACACGCUCAAGUUCUACACUAUGCACUUGACUACCCUGUGCAACACGGCUCUCGACAAUCCCACCCAACGCAGCAAAGAACAAAUGAUCACCGCUGCUCUCAAGUUUCUGGAGACUGACACCAUCUGUUACAGAGUAGAUGAGCCCCAUGGUUUAGUCGAGCUGCAGAAGAAUGAAUGGGACCCUGUGCUGCAGUGGAUUGAAAAAAGAUAUAAUGUCGCUAUCGGCUCCUCAGCCAGUAUUUUGGGCCCUGAGAUUCCAGAAGCAACCAAAGACAACUUACGGCAACAUCUCAAGUCUUACAACUUCUGGUCUCUGACAGGACUUGAAUAUGUGAUCACCCAGCUGAAGUCUAUUGUGUUGUCACUGGGCAUGAUUGACAGGCACCUGAGCGUGGAGCAGGCUGUGUUGCUCUCCAGACUGGAGGAGGAAUACCAGAUUCGACGCUGGGGAAACGUGGAGUGGGCCCAUGACUACGACAUGUAUGAGCUGAGGGCACGGACUGCUGCUGGUGCCCUUUUUGUUCACCUCACAUCCGAGAGUUCGACUGUCAAACAUAAACUUCUGCAGGACUGAAAAGGAUUAGGAUCAACUACCGAGAACAUCCCCAGCACCUAUGUUGUAUAAAUGUCUCUGCAUUCAUAAAAAGGCUGCAUAUUCUGUCUGUUCUGUUUAGCAGUGACAGCUGCUCUGUUGUGAUCUGUUAUCCAGUCAUCUCACUCCAGUAAAACAUGCUGGCUCUCCUUUUUGCAGUGUUUACAUGUAGCAGCUGCCAAGUGUGACACCCUUCACAGAGUUUCCAGUGGGUUCUAAAUCACCCGUGACAUUUUGGACAGCGACACAUUGCCUCAGAAGAAUAGUGAAGGUUUUUGUUGUCUCUGUAGCAGUGGAGCGAUAAUUCCGUAUUUGAUUUUUUUUAUUUUUGUUUUUGAGCAACAAUGUCACUACUGGAAGGCAGAUAUGCUCAUCUUAACUGCACACUAUUCAGUCUGUACUGACUGCACUGUGUGCUGUCUGGUUCUGGCAAUUACAUGUGAAAAAUAUAAACUUCAAUAAAUUCUGAAUUCAAAUUAUUUUUCGGUAAUGAAUUAACUAUAUUCUAUAUAUCACGGUAUUUUUCUUUGCUGGUGAUGUGUAAAACUGAAAAUGUAGAGAGAACGCCUUUUUUAGUAAAGCUUCUCUGCAAAGA
Molecule: messenger RNA, 1708 nt
Organism: Oreochromis niloticus (Nile tilapia)
Lineage: Eukaryota; Metazoa; Chordata; Actinopteri; Cichliformes; Cichlidae
Gene: atpaf2
Product: ATP synthase mitochondrial F1 complex assembly factor 2
Exons: 8
Coding region: 238-1095 (285 amino acids)
Biological process (GO): mitochondrial proton-transporting ATP synthase complex assembly
Cellular component (GO): mitochondrion
Source: RefSeq, a predicted model, not a curated record